Molecule: messenger RNA, 1359 nt
Organism: Stegastes partitus (bicolor damselfish)
Lineage: Eukaryota; Metazoa; Chordata; Actinopteri; Pomacentridae
Product: BMP/retinoic acid-inducible neural-specific protein 3-like
Exons: 3
Biological process (GO): cellular response to retinoic acid; negative regulation of mitotic cell cycle; positive regulation of neuron differentiation
Cellular component (GO): neuronal cell body; cytoplasm; dendrite
Source: RefSeq, a predicted model, not a curated record
CCUGCAGAUGAAUUCAAAGCCUUCCUGAAACGCUUACCCACUGACCGCUUCUUGAAUGUGUCCACGAUCGCCAAGUUCUGGACCUCUGAUUUGUCCCUCCAGAAGCGCUACGCCCAGCUGGAGUCCAGCACCGCGAUGGUCCUGGCAAAAGCCCAGAAGAUCGUCAGGAAGCUGUUCACCCUGAGCAAGCGCUGCCCUAAACAACCUCGCAUCAGUCUGCCUCGAGAAAGGCCUGUUGGGUUUUGGCUGAACAGGGCUCAGUCUCUGCUCUACUGUAAUGAGCAUGGAGUGCUGGGCUCCUUCUCUGAGGAGGUGAGGAGCUGUAGCUGCCCUUCGGACCAGCCCACCUGCCAGGGUGUCAUCCCGUGUGUCGUGGGUACCGUCUCCACCUCCUGCUCCCUGUGCGCCACUGACAACGCCACCCGCUGCGGAGCCUGUCACCAUGGCAACCUCCUCCAUCUGGGUUCCUGCCGACCGAGCAUCGCCGCGUCCCUGGACCAUUAUCUGAACUUUGACUUGGACAUGCCAGAUGCUGAGGUGAAGUACCUGCUUCAGCGACUGGACAGCAGAAUAGAGGUCCACGCCAUCUACAUCAGCAAUGACGUCCGUCUGGGAAGCUGGUUCAACCCGGCCUGGAGGAAGAGGAUGUUGCUGACGCUGAAGAGUAAUAAAAACAAGUCCAAUCUCAUCCACAUGCUCAUGGGCAUUUCUUUUCAGAUAUGCUCCACUAAGAAUUCAACACUGGAACCCGUGCCGGCGAUUUAUGUGAAUCCUUUUGGGGGAAGUCACUCAGAGAGCUGGUUCAUGCCUGUAACUCAGCCUGAAUUCCCUGACUGGGAGAGAACUCGAUUGGACGCCAGCGCCACAGCACAGUGUUACAACUGGACUCUGUCUCUGGGCAGCAAGUGGAAGUCCUUCUUUGAAACAGUGCACAUCUACCUGCGAAGCCGCAUAGUCACAGACGAUCCAACGGUGAAUGAAACUCUCUUCUAUGAGCCGUUGGACCUGGAUGACCAGACCUCCAACCUGGGCUAUAUGAAGAUCAACACGCUGAAAGUCUUUGGAUACAGCAUGCACUUCGACCCCGAAGGCAUCAAGGAUCUCAUUCUCCAGCUGGACUACCCCUACACGCAGGGUACACAGGACGCCGCCUUCCUGAUGUUGCUGGAGAUGAGGGACCGGAUUAACCGGCUGUCUCCACCAGCGCCGCAGCCGCUAGACCUGUUUUCUUGUCUGCUGCGCCACCGCCUCAAGCUGUCGGCCGGAGAGGUGGCCCGCAUCAAGGACUCCCUACAGAUCUUCAACUCCAAGCUUCCCAAUGCUUCUCCUGAACCUGAGCUGGCCCAGCUGUGCAGCUAG